GCCGGAGGGGCUGUCAUGCGGGGCGCAGGUCUCCGCCCUCAGCUGCGCCCGGCGGUUCCGGCUCCACCCUCGGCCGCCGCCUCAGCCCCACCAUGGUGCUGGAGUCGGUGGUCGCGGACCUGCUGAACCGCUUCCUGGGCGACUAUGUGGAGAACCUGAACAAAUCGCAGCUGAAGCUGGGGAUCUGGGGCGGUGAUGUGGCUUUAGAUAAUCUACAGAUAAAAGAAAAUGCUCUGAGUGAAUUGGAUGUUCCUUUUAAAGUCAAGGCUGGCCAAAUUGAUAAACUAACUUUGAAGAUUCCUUGGAAGAACCUUUAUGGAGAAGCAGUUGUUGCGACCCUAGAGGGAUUAUACCUGCUUGUUGUCCCUGGAGCAAGUAUUAAAUAUGAUGCUGAAAAAGAAGAAAAAUCCUUGCAAGAUAUUAAACAGAAAGAGCUAUCCCGAAUUGAAGAAGCCCUUCAAAAAGCAGCAGAGAAAGAUAAACCAAAAGAAGCCAAAAAGGAUACAUUUUUGGAAAAAUUGGCAACUCAAGUAAUUAAAAAUAUACAAGUAAAAAUCACAGACAUUCACAUUAAAUAUGAAGAUGAUGUCACUGAUCCAAAGCAGCCUCUUUCAUUUGGUGUCACACUGGGAGAACUUAGCCUAUUGACUGCAAAUAAACAGUGGACUCCGUGCAUAUUAAAUGAAGCAGAAAAAAUUAUAUACAAGCUUAUACGACUUGACAGUCUCAGUGCCUACUGGAACGUGAACUGCAGCGUGUCUUACCGGAGAUCAAGGGAACAGAUCUUGGAUCAGCUGAAAAGUGAAAUUCUUACAAGUAGCAAAAUACCCCCAAACCAUCAAUAUAUUUUCCAGCCAAUAUCAGCCUCUGCAAAACUCUACAUGAAUCCUUAUGCAGAAACAGAGCUCAAAACACCCAAACUUGAUUGGAACAUAGAAGUACAAAAUAUUGCCAUUGAACUGACUAAACCUCAGUACUUAAGUAUGAUUGACCUUUUGGAGUCAGUGGAUUAUAUGGUUAGAAAUGCUCCUUACAGGAAAUAUAAACCUUAUUUACCGCUUCAUACCAAUGGUCGACAAUGGUGGAAGUAUGCAAUUGAUUCUGUCCUUGAAGUUCAUAUAAGAAGGUAUACACAGAUGUGGUCAUGGAGUAACAUAAAAAAACACAGACAGUUGCUCAAGAGUUAUAAAAAUGCCUACAAAAACAAACUAACCCAGACUAAAAUCUCAGAAGAAAUACAGAAACAAAUUCAGGAUUUAGAGAAGACUUUAGAUGUUUUUAACAUAAUUUUAGCAAGGCAACAAGCACAAGUUGAGGUGAUUCGAUCAGGGCAAAAAUUAAGGAAAAAGUCUGCUGACACAGGCGAGAAACGUGGAGGCUGGUUUAGUGGGUUUUGGGGUAAGAAGGAAUCUAGGAAAAAGGAUGAAGAAUCUUUGAUUCCUGAAACUAUUGAUGACCUUAUGACUCCAGAGGAAAAAGAUAAGCUCUUCACUGCUAUUGGUUAUAGUGAGAGCACCCACGACCUAACUUUACCCAAGCAGUAUGUUGCACAUAUAAUGACACUGAAGUUAGUAAGCACCUCUGUUACAAUAAGAGAGAACAAAAAUAUUCCAGAAAUACUAAAAAUUCAGAUAAUUGGCCUGGGCACCCAAGUAUCUCAGCGACCAGGAGCACAAGCACUUAAGGUAGAAGCAAAAUUAGAACACUGGUAUAUAACAGGUCUGAGACAGCAGGAUAUUGUACCAUCACUUGUGGCUUCAAUUGGUGAUACUGCAUCAUCCUUGCUUAAAAUUGAAUUUGAAACCAAUCCAGAGAAUAGUACUGCUGACCAGACUCUGAUUGUUCAGUCUCAGCCUGUGGAAGUCAUCUAUGAUGCUAAAACCAUCAAUGCAGUGGUUGAAUUCUUUCAGUCAGAUAAGGGAUUAGAUCUUGAGCAAAUAAAAUCAGCUACAUUGAUGAAGCUGGAAGAAAUUAAAGAGAGAACAGCUACAGGACUUACACAUAUUAUUGAAACACGAAAAGUCCUUGAUUUAAGGAUAAAUCUGAAGCCUUCUUAUCUAAUAGUUCCACAGACAGGUUUUCACCACAAAAAGUCAAAUCUUCUCAUUUUAGAUUUUGGUACAUUUCAGCUUAAUAGUAAAGAUCAAGGUUUGCAGAAGACUAGUAAUUCAUCUCUGGAAGAAAUAAUGGAUAAAGCAUAUGACAAGUUUGAUGUUGAAAUAAAAAGUGUGCAACUACUUUUUGCAAGAGCAGAGGAAAACUGGAAAAAGUGUCGAUUUCAGCAUCCAUCAACUAUGCAUAUAUUGCAACCCAUGGAUAUUCAUGUUGAGUUGUCCAAGGCAAUGGUAGAAAAAGACAUUAGAAUGGCCAGAUUUAAAGUAUCAGGAGGGCUUCCUUUGAUGCAUGUGAGAAUUUCUGACAAGAAGAUGAGAGAUGUGCUAUGUUUGAUUAACAGCAUACCCUUGCCACAGAUAUCAUCAGCACCGUCUCCAGAGAGACAGGUGUCCUCAAUUCCUAUUAUUUCAGAUAGGACUAAAGGCCUACUUGGCACUUCACUGUUGCUAGAUGGAGUGGAAUCAGAGUCUGAUGAUGAAUAUUUUGAUGCUGAAGAUGGAGACACCCAGCCGGGUAAAAGUAAGAAAGGAUCUGAACUAAAAAAAGCUGCAGAGGCACCAAAUGAGGAGCUCAUUAAUCUUCUACUAAAGUUUGAAAUUAAAGAGGUGGUUUUGGAAUUUACGAAACAAGAGAAAGAAGAAAAUACAAUUCUAGUGUUUAAUGUUACUCAGUUAGGAACAGAGGCUACAGUGAGAACAUUUGAUUUAACUGCUGUAUCUUAUUUAAAGAAAAUCAGCUUGGAUUACCAUGAAAUUCAAGGAUCCAAAAAGAAGCCCCUUCACUUGAUUAGCUCUUCUGACAAACCUGGAUUAGAUCUCUUAAAAGUGGAGUAUAUUAAGGCUGAUAAGAAUGGACCUAGUUUCCAAACUACUUUUGAAAAAACUGAACAAACAUUUAAGGUGGCUUUUUCAUCUUUAAAUCUGUUGAUGCAGACACAAGCUCUUCUCUCUUCUAUUAAUUACCUGACAACCAUUAUUCCAUCAGAUGGCCAAAACAUAGGUGAUACUAAGGAAGUACAAAUUUCAACUGAAAAUCAACAAAAAAAUUCGGCUCUGCAGAAAGUGAUUGUACCCUCUAAAGAUAGUGACAUUAUUGACUUCAGGCUAUUUGCCAAGUUGAAUGCUUUCUGUGUCAUCAUUUGCGAUGAGAAGAACAAUAUUGCUGAAAUCAAGAUUCAAGGCCUCGAUUCCUCUCUUUCUCUUCAGUCGAGAAAACAGUCACUAUUUGCCAGACUGGAAAAUAUUGUUGUCACAGAUAUUGAUCCUAAUACAGUUCAUAAAAAAGCCGUGUCAAUAAUGGGAAAUGAAGUUUUUCGUUUUAACUUGGAUUUGUAUCCACAUGCUACUGAGGGGGAUGCCUAUACUGACAUGUCCAAAGUGGAUGGUGUGGUAUCACUGAACGUUGGCUGCAUUCAGAUUGUCUAUCUUCAUAAAUUCCUCAUGUCACUUCUGAACUUCCUGAACAAUUUCCAGACAGCCAAAGAGGCCCUGAGUGCUGCCACUGCCCAGGCUGCAGAAAAGGCUGCCACAAGUGUGAAAGAUCUUGCCCAGAGGAGUUUUCGUGUUUCUAUCAAUAUUGAUUUGAAAGCACCAGUUAUAGUCAUCCCGCAGUCUUCCAUUUCCACCAAUGCAGUCGUGGUAGAUCUUGGAUUAAUCAGAGUUCAAAAUCAGUUCAGUCUGGUGUCUGGCGAAGACUACUUAAACCCUCCAGUAAUUGAUAGAAUGGAUGUGCAGCUAACAAAGCUUAAGCUUUCUAGGACAGUGAUCCAGCCAGGCAUCUCCCAUCCUGAUAUUCAGCUAUUGUACCCAAUUAACUUGGAGUUUUCUGUAAAUCGGAAUCUAGCUUCCUCUUGGUACCACAAGGUACCUGUUGUGGAAAUUAAAGGACAUCUUGAGUCAAUGAAUGUUAGUCUAAAUCAAGAAGAUCUUAACCUUUUGUUUAGAAUACUAGCAGAAAAUCUUGGUGAGGCUACUGAAGACUUGAAUAAAGUGAAACCAGGAAUACAAAAGACAGGUGAACCUAAAGAGCCACUUGAAACCUCUGUGUCACAACAAGAUGUACGUGCUUUACAAAGUACUUUAACAGCUGGAGUGAAAGAAAUUAAAUCUGUAGACAUCAUUAAUAUGGUCCUCAAUUUUGAAAUCAAAGAGGUUAUGAUUACUUUGAUGAAAAAAGCAGAAAAGAAAGGAAGGCCUAUACAUGAACUAAAUGUCCUGCAGCUUGGAAUGGAAGCUAGAGUUAAAACUUAUGACCUGACUGCUCAAGCUUAUCUAAAAAAAAUUAGCAUGCGAUGCUUUGAGUUUGCUGACUCUAAAGGAGAACCUCUUCACAUUAUUAACUCUUCUAAUGUAACUGAUGAACCCCUUCUGAAAAUGCUGUUGACAAAGGCAGACAGCGAUGGACCAGAAUUUAAAACCAUUCAUGAAAAUACCAAACAGAGACUAAAGGUUUCAUUUUCAUCCUUAGACUUAGUACUUCAUUUGGAAGCUUUACUCUCCUUCAUGGAUUUUGUAUCAUCUGCUAUUCCAUCCUCUGAACCUUCCUAUUCUGAGAAGGAAUCUGAGCUGAAACCAAUUAUGGGGGAGUCCAGAAGUAUUGUUGUCAAAGCUGUAUCCAGCAGCACUUCUCAAGAUGAUGUGUUUGAUUUAAAGAUCAUAGCUGAAUUGAAUGCAUUUAAUGUCUUUGUCUGUGAUCAGAAGUGUAACAUUGCAGAUAUUAGAAUACACGGAAUGGAUGCCUCUAUUUCUGUGAAGCCAAAGCAGACUGACAUGUUUGCCAGACUUAAGGAUAUCAUAGUUACAAAUGUUGAUUUGCUGUCUAUUCACAAAAAGGCUGUCUCUAUUUUGGGAGAUGAAGUCUUUAGGUUCCAAAUGACUCUUUUUCCAGAUGCUACAGAAGGAAAGGCCUAUGCUGAUAUGUCUAAAGUAGAUGGCAAACUUAGUCUCAAAGUGGGUUGUAUUCAAAUUGUUUAUGUUCAUAAAUUCUUCAUGUCUCUUUUGAACUUCCUCAACAAUUUCCAAACUGCCAAAGAAGCUUUGAGCGCAGCCACAGUCCAGGCUGCAGAAAGAGCUGCUUCCAGCAUGAAAGACUUGGCUCAAAAGAGUUUCCGCCUUUUGAUGGAUAUCAAUUUGAAAGCACCAGUUAUUAUCAUCCCUCAGUCUUCAGUGUCACCUAAUGCUGUUAUAGCAGAUCUGGGUUUAAUCAGAGUUGAAAACAAAUUUAGCUUAGUUUCUGUAGGACAUUAUUCUAUUCCCCCAGUCAUUGACAAAAUGAACAUCCAGCUCACUCAGUUGAAGCUGUCCAGAACUAUUUUGCAGGCUGGCUUGCCACAGCAUGACAUUGAAAUUUUAAAACCAGUCAAUAUGCUUUUGUCCAUUCAGCGAAAUUUAGCAGCAACAUGGUAUACGCAAAUUCCAGGGAUGGAGAUCAAAGGAAAACUGAAACCUAUGCAGGUUGCUCUCAGUGAAGAUGACUUAACAGUUUUAAUGAAAAUUUUGCUGGAAAAUCUUGGAGAAGCUUCUUCACAGCCAAGCCCUACGCAGUCUACCCAGGAGGCUGUAAGAGUAAGAAAAGAUGUUUCGAGUGGACCUGACCACCUCAAAGCACAAGAAGAUUUGCCAGACUCAGAGCUUUCUGUAGACCAGAAUGUUACUCUGCAAUUUGACUUUCACUUUGAAUCUCUUUCCAUUGUCCUUUAUAACAAUGAUGUCAACCAGGAAUCCAAACUUGCAUUUCAUAAUGACAACUUCCGGCUUGGAGAACUCAGACUACAUCUUAUGGCCUCCGCAGGGAAGAUGUUUAAGGAUGGCUCAAUGAAUGUUAGCAUUAAACUUAAGACAUGCACCCUUGAUGAUCUCAGAGAAGGCAUUGAGAGAGCAACAUCAAGAAUGAUUGAUAGGAAGAAUGACCAAGAUAACAACAGUUCUAUGAUCGAUAUAAGUUACAAACAAGGCAAAAAUGGAAGUCAUAUUGAUGCUGUUCUUGACAAGCUGUAUAUAUGUGCCAGUGUGGAAUUUCUGAUGACUGUGGCAGAUUUCUUUAUCAAAGCUGUGUCUCAGAGUCCAGAAAAUAUGGCAAAAGAAGCACAGAUUCCACUACGACAGACUGCCACAGCAAAACUCAGGAUAGACAAAGAUGACUCUUUAAAGCCAAAUAUGACUUUAAAGGCCAUGAUUACAGAUCCGGAAGUGGUGUUUGUUGCCAGCCUGACAAAGGCUGAUGCUCCUGCUCUGACAGCCUCAUUCCAGUGUGACCUCUCUCUGUCAACAUCCAAACUUGAACAGAUGAUGGAAGCUUCUGUGAGAGAUCUUAAAGUGCUCGCUUGCCCUUUUCUCAGAGAAAAGAGGGGAAAAAACAUUACCACAGUCUUACAGCCCUGUUCUUUAUUUAUGGAAAAAUGUACAUGGGCUUCAGGAAAACAAAAUAUAAAUAUUAUUGUUGAAGAAUUUAUAAUUAAGAUUUCACCCAUAAUUCUUAAUACUGUGAUGACAAUCAUGGCUGCUCUGUCUCCAAAGACAAAGGAAGAUGAAUCCAAAGAUACAUCUAAGGAAACAGAAAAUCUUUGGGGUGUAAAAUCUAUUAGUGAUUAUAAUUCUUGGUUUCUUGGUGUCGAUACGGCAACAGAAAUAACAGAAAAUUUCAAAGACAUUGACCGUCCAUUCAUAGAAGAAAAUUGUGCUGUUGUUGUAGAGUCAGUUCAAGUUACCUUAGAAUGUGGCCUUGGGCAUCGAACUGUACCUUUAUUAUUGGCAGAAUCUAAAUUUUCAGGAAAUAUUAAAAAUUGGACUUCUCUGAUGAGUGCUGCUGCUGACAUGACACUAGAGGUUCACUAUUACAAUGAGGUCCAUGCUGUUUGGGAGCCACUGAUUGAGAGAGUGGAGGGGAAGAAACAAUGGAAUUUAAGGCUUGAUGUAAAGAAGAACCCAGUCCAGGAUAAAAGUUUGAUGCCAGGAGAUGAUUUUGGUUUUAUUCCUGAGCCACAAACAGCAGUUCAUAUUUCUUCAGGAGAUACAAUGAAUAUAACAAUAUCCAAAAGUUGUCUUAAUGUUUUCAACAAUUUAGCAAAGGGUUUUUCAGAGGGCACUGCUUCUACUUUUGACUACUCUUUAAAAGACAGGGCUCCUUUUACAGUAAAAAAUGCUCUAGGUGUUCCCGUUAAGGUACAGCCCAAUCAUAAUCUCAGAGUAAUGGGCUCCCCUGAGAAAAGUGGUAUUUAUGAUGUUGAUGCUGGUCAGAAUUUGGAAUUGGAAUAUGCCAGCGUGGAACCUUCACGUCAAGGAAAACUAUCUAUAUUGAACCGUCAAGAAAGCUCCUUCUUCACUCUGACCAUUGUACCUCAUGGAUAUACAGAAGUUGGGAAAAUCCCUGUUGCCAGACCUGGGCGGCAAUUGUAUAAUGUCCGGAAUCCCAAUGCUACUCAUUCUGACUCAGUCUUGGUACAAAUUGAUGCAACUGAAGGGAAUAAAGUAAUCACCAUCCGCUCUCCUCUUCAGAUUAAAAACCAUUUCUCUGUUGCAUUCAUCAUUUAUAAAUUUGUUAAGAAUGUUAAGCUGUUGGAGCGCAUUGGAGUAGCCAGACCUGAAGAGGAGUUCCAUGUUCCUUUAGAUUCAUAUAGAUGUCAACUGUUUAUUCAGCCGGCUGGCAUCUUAGAGAAUCACUACAAAGAAUCCACCACUUAUAUUUCCUGGAAGGAAGAACUUCACAGGAGCAGAGAAGUCAGAUGCAUGCUGCAGUGUCCAUCAGUAGAAAUCAGCUUCUUACCUCUCAUGGUCAAUACGGUUGCUCUGCCUGAUGAAUUAACCUAUAUAAGUACACAUGGGGAAGACUGGGAUCCAGCUUACAUUAUUCAUCUUUAUCCUACUCUCACUUUGAGGAAUCUUCUCCCAUAUUCUCUAAGAUAUUUACUUGAGGGAACAGCAGAAACUCAUGAGCUAGCAGAAGGCAGUGCUGCUGAUGUUCUGCAUUCGAGAAUCAGUGGAGAAAUAAUGGAAUUAGUUCUGAUGAAAUAUCAGGGUAAAAAUUGGAAUGGACAUUUCCGUAUAUGUGACACACUUCCCGAGUUCUUUCUUGUGUGUUUUUCUUCUGACUCUACAGAAGUAAUGACACUCGACCUGUCAGUACAUGUCAGGCGAAUUGGCAGCCGGAUGGUGCUGUCUGUCUUUAGUCCCUAUUGGCUAAUCAACAAGACUUCUCGGGUUCUCCAGUAUCGUUCAGAAGAUAUUCAUGUGAAACAUCCAGCUGAUUUCAGGGAUAUUAUUUUAUUCUCUUUCAAGAAGAAGAACAUUUUUAGUAAAAAUAAGGUACAAUUAAAAAUCUCAACUAGUGCCUGGUCCAGUAGUUUUUCAUUGGAUACAGUGGGAAGUUAUGGGUGUGUGAAGUGUCCUGCCAACAAUAUGGAAUACCUGGUUGGUGUUAGCAUCAAAAUGAGCAGUUUCAAUCUUACUCGAAUAGUUACUCUGACUCCCUUUUGUACCAUUGCAAACAAGUCAUCGUUAGAACUAGAAGUUGGUGAAAUUGCAUCUGAUGGUUCAAUGCCAACUAAUAAGUGGAACUAUAUUGCUUCCUCAGAGUGCCUUCCAUUUUGGCCUGAAAAUUUGUCAGGCAAACUUUGUGUGCGAGUGGUGGGCUGUGAGGGAUCUUCCAAACCAUUCUUUUAUAACCGACAGGAUAAUGGCACUUUACUGAGCUUAGAAGAUCUGAACGGGGGUAUCUUGGUGGAUGUAAACACUGCUGAACAUUCCACUGUCAUAACCUUUUCUGAUUACCAUGAGGGAUCUGCACCUGCUCUGAUAAUGAACCACACACCAUGCGGCAUCCUCACAUAUAAACAGAGUGGGUCACAGGAAGAAGUAGAAUUGCAGCCAAGACAAGCUCGACUUUUUGCCUGGGCAGAUCCUACUGGUACCAGAAAAUUGACAUGGAAAUAUGCAGCAAAUGUUGGGGAACACGAUCUGUUAAAGGAUGAAUGUGGACAGUUUGCAUAUGACGCAAACAUCCAGAUACACUGGGUAUCAUUCCUGGAUGGGCGCCAGAGAGUUUUGCUUUUCACUGAUGAUGUGGCCCUGGUUUCCAAAGCACUGCAAGCAGAAGAAAUGGAGCAGGCCAAUCAUGAGAUAACCUUUUCUCUUCACAGUCUGGGACUUUCACUGGUUAACAAUGAAAACAAGCAGGAAGUUUCAUAUAUUGGCAUAACCAGUUCUGGUGUUAUUUGGGAAAUGAAGCCAAAACGGAAAUGGAAGCCUUUUAGUCAAAAGCAGAUAAUCUUGUUGGAGCAGUCCUAUAAGAAAUAUCAAGAAUCAAGAGGCCAUGGCUGGAUUAAACUAGACAAUAAUUUUGAGGUCAAUUUUGAUAAAGUUCCAAUGGAAAUGCGCCUCCCUUUUCAGUGCCCUAUAAAGCGAGAUUUUUUAUCAGGAAUUCAGAUUGAGUUUAAGCAGUCUCCUCACCAGAGAAGUUUAAGGGCCAGAUUGUAUUGGCUUCAGGUUGAUAAUCAGUUACCAGGUACAAUGUUCCCUGUUUUAUUUCAUCCUGUGGCCCCUCCAAAAUCUAUUGCUUUGGAUUCAGAGCCCAAACCUUUCAUUGAUGUGAGUGUCAUUACAAGAUUUAAUGAGUACAGUAAAGUCUUACAGUUCAAGUAUUUUAUGGUCCUCAUUCAAGAAAUGGCCUUAAAAGUUGAUCAGGGAUUUCUAGGAGCUAUUACUGCACUGUUUACCCCCGCAACAGACCCUGAAGCUGAAAGCAAACGGACAAAGUUAAUCCAGCAAGAUGUUGAUGCUCUAAACACAGAAUUAAUGGAGACCUCAAUGACUGAUAUGUCAGUUCUUAGUUUCUUUGAACAUUUCCAUAUUUCUCCUGUUAAGUUGCAUUUAAGUCUGUCUUUGAGUUCCGGAGGUGAAGAGUCAGACAAAGAAAAACAGGAAAUGAUUGCAAUUCAUUCUGUCAAUCUGCUAUUGAAAAGCAUAGGUGCUACCCUGACUGACGUGGAUGACCUUAUAUUCAAACUUGCUUAUUAUGAAAUUAAGUAUCAGUUUUACAAGAGAGAUCAGCUCAUGUGGAGUGUUUUUAGACACUACACUGAACAGUUCUUGAAACAGAUGUAUGUCCUUGUAUUGGGCUUAGAUGUUCUUGGAAACCCAUUUGGAUUAAUUAGAGGCCUGUCUGAAGGAGUUGAAGCUUUAUUCUAUGAACCCUUCCAGGGUGCUGUUCAAGGCCCUGAAGAAUUUGCUGAGGGGUUAGUGAUUGGAGUGAGAAGUCUCUUUGGACACACAGUAGGUGGUGCAGCAGGAGUGGUAUCUCGAAUCACUGGUUCUGUUGGAAAAGGUUUGGCAGCAAUUACAAUGGAUAAGGAAUAUCAGCAAAAAAGAAGGGAAGAGAUGGGUCGACAGCCUAAAGAUUUUGGAGACAGCCUGGCCAGAGGAGGAAAGGGCUUCUUGCUUGGUGUUGUUGGUGGAGUCACUGGAAUAAUAACAAAACCUGUAGAAGGUGCCAAAAAGGAAGGAGCUGCUGGAUUCUUUAAAGGAAUUGGAAAAGGACUUGUGGGUGCUGUGGCUCGUCCAACUGGUGGAAUCAUAGAUAUGGCCAGCAGCACCUUCCAAGGAAUUCAGAGAGCAGCAGAAUCAACUGAGGAAGUGUCCAGCCUCCGCCCGCCUCGCCUGAUCCAUGAAGACGGCAUCAUUCGCCCAUAUGACAGACAGGAAUCCGAAGGUUGUGAUUUAUUUGAGCAAGAACUGGAAAUACAGGAAUAAAUGUUUCCUAAACUGCUACUUGAUUUCAUCCUUAAAAAUCAAAACAAACUGUGGUAUUAAUUGACUGUCUUUGAUUUAUUUAGAUUGAGAGUCAUUUUAAUGAAAUUUUCUUUACAACUCUCACCUCUAUCUGAACUUUUUAUCAUAGUGGCUUGAUGACAAAUAAAAAUGGUGGUAUUCCCGUUAAUACUGUACAGGAAUAAACGAUCAAUAUAAAAAAUUAAAGGAUGCAGGAAAUCAACUCUCUUCUCCAUUUGGUUGAGAAAGACUUAAUUGAGCUCAAAAGGACACACUUUUGCUAUCACUUUGAAAAUUUUCUCUUUUCUUAUAGUAUUCAUGUGCAUUUCACAAAAAGUUGAAAAAAGAAAAGGACAAUUAUGUCCUAUCUAUUGUGUGUUCUUUAUGUUUCUGAGUCCUAAUGAUGGAAUUACGUAGCUAUGUUUCACAAAUCACCCUAAAUUUAUUCAAGUGAUGAGACUGGAACAAUUAACUUGGGCGUAUGUUUUAAUAAUUGAAGUAUCACUUGCUCUUGGUCUGUCCUUAGACCUCAAGUAAGAAUUGGCACAUGAAUUUUGAGAAUAUGUUCCUUAAUUUCUUUUUUCCUUUUUUAACCUCUUAGUACUCUUGGUAGAUAAUUGGCAGUUGUUUUAUAAUUAUGUACCUUCUCAGCCUUUAGCAUUUAUGCUUUUCAAAAAUUGAAUCUUCUUGUUGAUAUGCUUAUUUCACAAUUAGUAGCUUUAAUUAAUAUAAAUAGAAGUUGAACAUGUAUUUAGGCACAUUACUUAUGUGGCACUUAAUUUAUAGAUAUCUUUAUUUUUAAAGACCAAACUUUUUGCUUUUAAUUCCUUAAAGAGGAUUCAUUAUCUUAAUGAGAACAAAAAUAAAUAUAAAUUAUUUUGAAAUUAAUAUUCCCAUAGUCAAUUUCAAAAUAAGUUAUGUUUUGACUUCUCUUUUUUAAUAAAUGAUAGAGAUGUUCAAUUUGAUUUAGCAGCGUCCUAUCUAGCAACUUUCUUUUUUUCCCCAAAAUUGAAAGCAAAGUAUAAACUUAGAUUUAAUGUGUUAUCCAUUUGAAGAGGAUGAAACUGUUAACAAACUAUUCAAUUGGAUUAUAUAUAUUUUUAAACUAUAGUUAUCAAAAAAUAAAUUGAAUGCUUCAUAUUUAAAACAAGCACUUUAAAGAAGAAAGAAGGACAUCCAAAGACCAGCCUAAAACUGUAGCUGACAAACUUUUCUUGUGCCUAGAUAAUUGAGGGUUGGCAAAAAAGCCACCGCACGUACAGUUUCUGUGAAAAUCAAGCACAAUACCUAAUUCAAGAUGCUGUCUUAAAUCAUCACUAAUAAUUACCCUUCCUUCUUAGGUAAAAGUAAUGAUUUUUAAUUUUCCUGGAUAUAUUGCAAUUUUAAUGAAACUUCACUUUUGGGAAAUCGUAUAACUUGUUAAAAUUUUUUCCUUAUUGUUUACUUUUUUUUUAGCUUUUUAUGUUAUAAACCUUUUUCUUGUGAUUUCCCUUUUUACAACUGCAUGUUCAUAAGCACAAAACUUCAAGAAACUUUAUUUUGGUUAAAUAUAGGUACCUUAUCUGAUUUAUUCGUUUUUGUUAAGAUAUGAGACAGCCCUUUAAACUUUAAUGUGUUAUCACAGUUACUGGAAGAAAUAGAAUGAUUGCACAUUAAUGAGAGAACUUGGUAAUUUUUUUCUGUGUGUGGCAGGGGUAGGCAUGGAUAAUUAAGAAACUUAGGUCUUUUCGUCCCUUGCCUAUCUUAGCUGUAAUCAGUCAGUUGGGUCUGAAAUGUUUUUUGCUUAUCCAGAUAAUGCUGGACAUGCCCAAGAAAUAAGACUUCUGUCCUUAAGGGACCAAGUAUAACAAAAACAUGUAAAUAUUAAAGAGAACUAGGGUUUAAAAUUAUGUCCUGCUAGCCCUUAUUGUAAUAUUGGUGUAUUCUAAAUAAUUUAUUUGGAAAUCUUUUGAUUUACCCCAUUUUCUUUUUUUCCUGAGUAUUGCUCUGUAUUCUUCAACACUAAGCUUUGAAAGUUACUAAAUCAAAUACUGUAUUUUCAUAGGAUAUACUCUUCUGCUUAUCCUUUAUUCUCCUAGGAUAAUUACAGGUUACACACACAUAUAUAUGUGUAUAAACACACAUGUAUAUGAUAUAUAGCCAGUUUUUAUUUAAUAUUCAUCUUGUUUCAUGUAAUUAUGAUCAUAGUAUUUGAAAUGGUGUUCCUUGCUUUUUCAUUUUAAUUAUAUUUUUACAUUUUCAUAGAAAUGCUUUAUUCUUAAUUCUUGCAUUACCAUCCUUUGAGAUAACCUUAUAUCAUGUAUUUGGCCAUUCCCAGUUCUUGACAUUAAAGGUAUUUCUGUUAUUUUACUAGCAGUAAUAAUGCUGUGAUAAAUAUCAUUAUAUGUGUUGCUUUUUUGUAUCUUGUGUUAUUUUCUUAGAAUCUACUUGAAAAAAUUUAAUGCUUUUGCUAAAUAUUGUAAAUUCUUCAAGUUGUAUUUUGGGAAGGGAGAGUGAUUAUUUUAACUAAUCUCGUUUCCUGCUGCCAUCAGUGACUGAAUAUCUUAAUCCAAAUCUCAGAGUAUAGUGGAUUUCUAUAGAAAUAAGGUUUCUAUAGUGUAUUAUGAUGAUGAAUUUUACUUUAAGAGCUUUUAAUUGUUUAAACCGCCAUAGCCUGAUAACUAAUGAAAAUGCGUACAAGAUGGAAAGUGGGUAGUAUGUCUUGUACAUUGCAUCUCAGAUCUAAAUAUUUUACCAUAUUUAAAUUUCAAAGAUGAAAAUAAACGUACUAGGCUAUUAUAUUCAUUUCCUGUUUUCUCUUUAAAGAAAUUAAGGUAUAAAUGUUAAAAGAUUUUAGCUAAUUCACAUAGGCAAGAUGUGAAGCAAGUGACUAUUAAACUCCACCUCUCUGAGACCCAUUCUGAAGAUGAGACCCCAGUUCUUUGGGGAUUCAUCUUUCUUAUUCAUGUCUUUUUGUAAUUGUCAAGGAAUGACUGGGAACCAAGGAUCUUUAAAAAAUGUGUAUUUAAGCAUUGAGAUAAUAAGAAGUGUGCUUUCUCUGCUUGUGAUUAUUGAUUAUAUUAUCUUUUUCAUAAUAGUGGUGUUGUGUUCCUGCUUAUAAAAUGUUAAUGUAUUAUUUAUUAGGUAUGUUUAUGUUCCGUAUUGUCGUAUAUAACUCAUCUUUAAUCGUGCAUUAUGUCAAUAAUAAUAUUCAUAAGCAUUCAUUAUAAAAAAUAACUUUGGGUUUUUAAUGUAUGUUGAUUAAUUCAAGUCACAAUAGUUUUGAGAUAGUUGAGAAAGAAAAGAAAUGUAUUUUAAUGUACUACUAUUUAUACUUGAAUUAUUUUAUGCUUGUAAUUGCCUUUAGCAAUAAAUUGUGCCGUUAAUUUUAAAUUUUAGAAAUUGUUCUUGUUUGUAUUAAUAUUGUCAUUACAUUUUUUUCCUCUCAGGAAUUUAAAUUUGAUACAUACAUGUUUUUCUCAUGUAUGUUUUAUCUAUAAGACCAAAUAUUCAAAAACAUUAAAUAUCAGUUAUCUUGGAAUGUUAUUAUGUGUAUAUCUACCUCUGUGUAAAUCAGUGGUUCUUAACCUUUGAGAAGGAUCACAGACCCCUUCAAAAAAUCUGAUGAAUAAUAUGAACCGUCCUCUGAAAAAAGUUGAAAAGCCACAUUUUCUAAAUUUUAUAUUCUAUGUUAGGUGGUUCAUAGACCUCCCAAAGUCCUUCCCUGGACCCCAGGUUAAGAACCCCUGUAAUGUUAAUGUUGCAGUUUUGUAUUAGCAUGUAUUCAUAUUCCAUUAGUGAAAACGUGUGAUUGUUUCUGGUAGAUACUUUUAAAUUUCUGAGUUCUCACAGAAUGAAAUGCCUUUUACCAGAAGGUCACUUAGUAAUCAUUUGAUAUGUCUGCCUUUAGGGCAGAGCGGGAGUUAAUGUAUGAACAUGCUGUGAAGAUUUUUUCAGUUUCAUGUGCCAGUAUGUAGAAUUGUGCUUUUGUUUCUAAUAAUGUUUUUCCUAACUAGCACUGUUAUUAUAAUUAGCUAAUAUACAGUAUUGGAAAUACUAUUUGGAGGCAUGUACUACCCAAACCUUGA
This is a messenger RNA of Equus quagga, 14941 nucleotides long. RefSeq names its product vacuolar protein sorting 13 homolog C (gene VPS13C). The record is from RefSeq and is a predicted model, not a curated record. Gene Ontology annotation, cellular component: extrinsic component of membrane. Gene Ontology annotation, biological process: protein targeting to vacuole; protein retention in Golgi apparatus; mitochondrion organization. The transcript has 80 exons. Lineage: Eukaryota; Metazoa; Chordata; Mammalia; Perissodactyla; Equidae. The coding region runs from base 93 to 10856 and encodes 3587 amino acids.